Molecule: messenger RNA, 1032 nt
Organism: Spinacia oleracea (spinach)
Lineage: Eukaryota; Viridiplantae; Streptophyta; Magnoliopsida; Caryophyllales; Amaranthaceae
Exons: 3
Coding region: 1-1032 (343 amino acids)
Source: RefSeq, a predicted model, not a curated record
AUGAUUUUAAGGAAAAGGGUAAGGAGAAGGUUGUUACGGGAACCAAGUGCCCAUAAUCCCAUUUAUAGACUUGAACAUUUGGAUGGUAUGAUUGUUAGAAGUGAUAUUGCUUGCAUUGAACAACUAAGGAUGGACCGUCGUACGUCUAAUGUCCUUGCUUCAAUGAUUCGUGAAAUUGGGGGGUUAAGUGAUACUAAGAAUAUGGUAGUGGAGGAAAUGCUUGCCAUGUUCUUACAUAUCCUUGCAUUUGAAGAGAAAAAUAGGGAGAUAAAGUAUGAUUUUCAUCGAUCGGGAGAAACUAUUAGUAGGCAUUUCCAUGAUGUUUUGAGAGCUGUUCUUCAACUUUCGAGUAUUUUGCUUAAGAAGCCUGUUCCAAUUCCAGAAGAUUGUGAUGAUGAUAGGUGGAAGUGGUUCACGAAUUGCAUAGGAGCAUUAGACGGGACUUUAAUUAAUGUGAAUGUGCCGGUGAUUGACAAGUCAAGGCAUAGAUCAAGGAAAAAUACCAUUUCCACCAAUGUUUUAGGGGCUUGUGCACCGGAUAUGCAAUUUAUCUAUGUAUUGGCUGGUAAUUAUUAUCUAGCAGAUGCAGGAUAUAAGCAUUUUGAAGGAUUUCUUGUCCCAUAUAGAAACACACCUUAUCAUGAAUGGAGAAAUGGGAGUGAACAACCAAAUACACGAGAAGUGAUAUUCAAUAUGAGGCAUGCUUCGGCUAGGAAUGUUAUUGAACGUGCUUUUGGGUUAUUGAAAAUAAGAUGGGCUGCUCUCUCUAAAGGCACCAAGUACCCUCUUAACACCCAAAUAGAUAUUAUAUUGGCUUGUGUUUAUAUUCACAAUCAUAUUCGCCAACAAAUGAGCAUUGAUCCCAUCAAAGCAGAGUUAGAUGACAUUAGAGAAGAUGAAGGAAAUGAUGAGGGUGAAAAUGCUGGAGAGUUUAUUCAAAACUUAGAUGCUACUAAUGCAUGGUCUAUUUUCAGAAAUGGUUUAGCUCAAAACAUGUAUAAUUCAUGGUUGGCUAGGAGAAAUCAACAAUGA